AUGGAUCCCAAUGACCACUACUAUCUCGAUCGAAGAUACAACAACAAUCGCGGAAGAUUUGGUCAGAAGGGGUAUAGAAGUCAACGCUUUAACCGCCCACAAGGCCGUUACGGCCACAACCACCCGUGGAAUAAGAAGUGCUUCGUCUGCAAUAAGGAAGGAUGCAUCUAUUUCAACAACCUUACAGACACUAUUGUCGGACGAACAACCCUCCCGGUUAUCCGCAAAUGGGGACAUCCUUGGUUCCUCCUACCUAAGACCAACGAGGCCGCUAUCGCAUUCCUCACGGAGAGCGAGAUCCGCACUCUUCAUCGUCGAUUCGGGCACCCAGCGGUCCCAAGACUUCACAACCUCCUACGGCAAGCUGGCCACAACGAUGUGACGAUAGAUAUCCUAGAGAACAUCUCGAGAUUCUGUCAUCACUGUCAAAUGCACUCUCAAGCUCCAAGACGCUUCAAAUUCACCCUAAAGGAUGACCAGGAAUUCAACUACGAAAUCGUCGCUGAUGUGCUCUACCUUGGAACCCUCAACGCCCCGUCUUCCCUCCGAGCCCUCUGGAUAGACACAUAUCUCGGACCCCCUGAUACUAUCAAGCACGACGCAGGGACCAAUUUUGCCUCCCUAGAGUUCCGUAACGAGGUUGAAAGAUAUCAUGCCCCUCUCCGCCCCAUCAACGACACAGCAGGGCCAAAUGGCAUUGUCCCUACGCUCCUAGUCUUUGGCGCCUACCCUCGAAUGGCCCCAGAAAGCGAUGAAAAUGCUUCGUCAGCUCUCAGCAGAGCGGCAAGUGCAGGGCGCCUUACACACAAAGAACGGACCAUCAUCAACAGGCGUUAUACUAUCGCUCCCACUGCAAAGCGAGGUCCGAGUGUGGAGAGAAAGCUCGGCUGGCAAGGCCCUUUUAAGAUUAGUGCAAUUGAUGGCUCCAAUGUCACAAUUGAUACUAUCAACGGACCCCAGACCUUCCGUUCCACCCUUGUGCAGCCUUAUUUCCGCGACGAGACGACGAUCCCUGCCCCGCUGCUGCUGCUGCGGAUGAUUCUGACAUUCCUGUUUCUGAUCCUGCGAGCGAUUCUGUUCCUGUUUCUGCCCCUGCCCCUGCCCCUGUUCCUGCUCCUAAUCCCCCGGCGCCGCGCAAGCGAGGCCGCCCCCCUGGCACCCUUUGAGGAAUCCGAUAGCACGGAGAUCGAUGAUCUAUUGGUACGAGGAGUGUUUAGCUUCGAACGCUACAAUGAAGCAAAGCACGGGAACCAUCAUAUCUUCCGCUCCCGCAUGGUCCGCGAGGUUAAAGGGCACAACGACCAAGAGAAAACCACCCUAUUGACGCAAUCCCCGACAAUUCAACGCGGACCUGAUAACUUUGGGAUUGUGGGAAUGCAGACUGACGAUACCCUUAUGCUUGGCACACAACGUUUUUCCGCGCUAGAGGAAGCGGAACUCGUAAAGGCACAAUUUCGGGCAAAGCCGAAGACAACGAUGACCCCGGUACUAGCAUUGACUUCAACGGGUCAAGCAGCCAAGAUCGAACCCAUCGACAUCAAGGCAUACGAUCGAGCCCAACAGUACGUGGAACAGCGUGCCCGUGGCGCAGGAUUGCACGACCUCAACAAGCGGCUUCAAUGGCAGAAAGACCACCAGCAGCGAGGCCUAACGUAUAUCCCUAUUGACCUCGCCAAUGCCAAGCUUAUCGUCUUUACCGACGGUUCCUUUGCGAACAAUAAGGACCUAUCGUCACAGCUAGGCUUCGUCAUUGCCCUAGGCAAUGUCCUCCAUUGGAGCUCAACGAAGUGUAAGAGGGUCACCCGAAGCGUGCUAGCAUCAGAGAUCUACGGCAUGGUCAACGGAUUCGAUAUUGGGAUAUCACUAGCAACGACGAUACGGAAGAUCACAGACCGCCUCAAUCUUCCCCCUAUCCCCCUAAUCGUUUGCACCGACUCUUUUUCCCUCUACGAGUGCCUCGUUAAGCUAGGCACAACGAAGGAGAAGCGAUUGAUGAUAGAUAUCAUGGCCCUACGUCAAUCCUACGAAAGGCGUGAGAUCACAGAAAUCCGCUGGAUUAACGGCGCAGACAACCCAGCAGAUGCUAUGACAAAGGCAUCGCCUAACCGCGCCCUCGAACGCCUCGUCGAUACGAAUAGCCUUACGAUUAGGAUAGAAGGAUCAGUCGAACGCCCUCCCCGCUAG
Hirsutella rhossiliensis is the source of this 2184-nucleotide messenger RNA. Its product is annotated as transposase. The record is from RefSeq and is a predicted model, not a curated record. Gene Ontology annotation, molecular function: nucleic acid binding. Lineage: Eukaryota; Fungi; Ascomycota; Sordariomycetes; Hypocreales; Ophiocordycipitaceae. The transcript has 13 exons. Bases 1 to 2184 code for a protein of 727 amino acids.